Messenger RNA from Asparagus officinalis (garden asparagus), 852 nucleotides. Its product is annotated as HMG1/2-like protein. The record is from RefSeq and is a predicted model, not a curated record. The transcript has 8 exons. Bases 104 to 499 code for a protein of 131 amino acids. Lineage: Eukaryota; Viridiplantae; Streptophyta; Magnoliopsida; Asparagales; Asparagaceae.
CAUUUCCCUUCCCUCCAAUUUCCAUUAUAUACCCCUCCCCCCAAACUCCCAGCGCUUAACUCGUUCUCUCAAUAUAACGAAACCCUAAUUCGAAGAUCUCGCGAUGAAAGUCCAAAGAUUGACGGCAGCCACGACGAACAGCAAGCUCGCGGUGACGAAGAGGGGCGGGAAGAAGGUGAGGGAUCCGAACAAGCCGAAGAGAUCUCUGAGCGCCUUCUUACUCUUCAUGGAUGGCUUCAGGAAGGAAUUCAAGGAGAAGAAUCCUGACAACAAGCUCGUCUCGGUUGUUAGCAAAGCUGGGGGAGAUAAGUGGAAAUCUAUGAGUGAUUCUGAGAAAGCUCCGUUUGUGGCGAAGGCCGAGAAACUGAAGGCUGAGUACCUGAAAAUAAUGGAAGCGUAUAACCGAGGGGAGACGAUGAAUGGUGGAGCUGAGGGAGAGGAAUCUGACAAGUCAAAGUCUGAGGUGAAUGAUGGUGAUGCAGAGGAAGAUGAUGAAUAGAACUGGGACUAGCAAAGAGAACAUCCAAGUAGCUUAGACUGUGUAUGGUUCUUUCCCGUUAUUUUUUUUUUCUAUGGUGGAAAGAAGACUAGUUUUUAGGAACAGGUACUGAUUGCAAACUCUCAGUUUCUGAUUACUGCUUUGUCCUUCUGACUUCAAAUUUAGCUGUGCGUGCUUAUAUCUUACUAUUCGGAGCCUGAAAAUGGAAUUUGUUAGCUUUGUGAUCUUUGGGCUAUCCUAUGUUUUCUCUUGCACAACUUUUGCUGUAGGUGUAGGUAUCGGAUAUUCAUACUCUUAGAGCAUGUUUUGUAAUAGUAGCAUUCUUGUUGUUAAUUCCUACAUUGAGUUUCUUA